Messenger RNA from Impatiens glandulifera, 996 nucleotides. RefSeq names its product malonyl-CoA:anthocyanidin 5-O-glucoside-6''-O-malonyltransferase-like. Lineage: Eukaryota; Viridiplantae; Streptophyta; Magnoliopsida; Ericales; Balsaminaceae. The record is from RefSeq and is a predicted model, not a curated record. The coding region runs from base 1 to 996 and encodes 331 amino acids. The transcript is spliced from 5 exons.
AUGUCUUCUCGGAGUGAUAGAGGUAUUCAAAGUAGCUCCGGCAGCACCAAGUACAUCGCGGCGACGACUAUCUCCGGCGAUUACCUUCCUCUCACCUUCUUUGAUGCAACGUGGCUCAAAUUCCAACCCACCCAACGUCUAUUCUUCUACGAAAUCCAGGAUGUAUCGUUCUCUGUUUUCUCAGACGACAUUCUUCCCAAGCUCAAACAUGCUCUGUCUCUCACCCUUCAAUACUAUCCCCAACUCGCCGGAAAUCUUACGUGGCACCCCGUCACCGGUAAACCGGUUAUCCAUUUCGCGCCGGACGAUGGGGUCUUUCUCACUGUAGCAGAGUCCACCGCCGACUUUCAUUCUCUCUCCACCCACGAUGUUAAGGAAGCCAAAGACAUGCAUUCUCUAUUGUCGUCGGAAUUCCAUGUUUCCGAGAAUCAGGCAACAGUGCUUUCUCUACAAGUGACUCUCUUCCCUGGUUCUGGAUUCUCCAUCGGAUACACCGCCCACCACGCCGUCCUCUCGACGGCAAGAGCGCCGCCAUGUUUAUCAAGUCAUGGGCCAAAAUUUGCCACAUCCCUUCCGUUGGAAUUGACGCCGGUUCUAGAAAGAUCCUUCAUCAACGACCCUUUAGAUAUCUGCACGAUUUUCACUGAAAGAUGGAAAGAAUUUGCCACGGAAGGAACCGGCCUCACUCUAAUGGAAAUAAAACCAGAACCAGGAUUACUCCGAGGAGCAUUCCGACUAAGUCGACAACAGAUUGGUCAAAUAAAGAGCAAAAUAGACGCGUUUUGGAUCGCAAAGACAAAGGUUGUAUCUUUGGAAGGGGGAGAUGGGUUGGUGACGGCGGCGGCGACCAUUGAAGAGGCGGUUGGAAGCUUGCCUCAAGGAGUUGUGAAGGGGACAGAAAAGUGGUUUUCGGAAACAGAUUCGAUUGGCUUUUACUAUUGGAUCUUUCUAAGAAAGCUACGAAGAUAUGAAACUUUGGAAAUAGAUAUUUGCUAA